AUUCCUUAAUUGAACAGCAAGCGAUUGACCCACCAUUCCCCCAUUUCCCUGGAUUCUGUUUUUGGGCAUCUGUACCGACAGACAGCCGUGGAGAAGCGAAUUUCUGUCGUAGUUUUAAUUUGAUAUGAAAGAGGAGCUGACACUAUAAAGUAGCAGAUGAUCGAUGGCGGCGGGCUGGCAGUGGGAGAACGCGGCCGCCGGCUCCGCCGCUGGUCUCGCCACCGUCGCCUUCACUCAUCCGUUCGACGUCAUCCGCACCCGAUUCCAAGUGAACGACGGGAGAUUGUCGUACCUACCUACGUAUAGGAACACUCCUCACGCUCUUUUCACCAUCGCUCGCACCGAGGGUCUUAGAGGGCUGUAUGCUGGCUUUUACCCUGCUGUUCUUGGAUCAACUAUUUCAUGGGGUUUAUAUUUCUACUUCUACAGUAAAGCUAAGCAGCGAUAUCUGAGAAGCAGAGAGGAGCUGAGCCCUGGUCUUCAUCUUGCGUCAGCUGCUGAAGCUGGAGGAUUGGUCUGUUUUUGCACCAAUCCUAUUUGGCUGGUGAAAACAAGGUUGCAGCUUCAAACUCCUCAGCAAGCUCGUCCAUAUUCUGGUUUCCAUGAUGCUUUAAGAACCAUAUUAAAAGAAGAGGGAUGGAGAGCGCUCUACAAAGGGCUCGUGCCUGGUCUUUUUCUGCAGGUAACGCAUGGUGCUAUUCAGUUCACAGCGUAUGAGGAACUCCGGAAAAUGGCUAUCAACUAUAGGACUGAGGAAAACAAUUCUAACUUAGCUGAUAACUCAUUGGAUUCAUUUGAUUAUGCAAUGUUAGGUGCUUCUUCCAAAUUAGCUGCCAUUCUUUUGACGUAUCCGUGUCAGGUCAUUCGAGCUAGGUUGCAGCAACGUCCGUGCAUUCAGGGCAUUCCGAAAUACAUGGAUACCUGGCAUGUUAUGAAAGAAACUGCACGAUUUGAGGGUCCACGGGGAUUCUACAAGGGUAUCACUGCAAACAUGGUGAAAAACGCCCCUGCCGCUUCCAUUACGUUCAUCGUGUAUGAGAAUGUGCUGAAUAUGUUGAAACUGGCAAGGAGAAAAGAUGGAUAAUUUUAGUGUUGUUUUUAUUCUUUUUUCAUUCGUCUUUCCUGCCAGGGCGAUCACAUCUCGUUUUGUUAAGAGUGGUAGUGCCAUUGUAGAAUAAUGCUAAUUUUAUGGCAUCGCUAACGUAUAAAGCAAAUUAAAUGUUCUCUUUACUGAGCGCA
This is a messenger RNA of Sesamum indicum (sesame), 1239 nucleotides long. RefSeq names its product folate transporter 1 (gene FOLT1). Lineage: Eukaryota; Viridiplantae; Streptophyta; Magnoliopsida; Lamiales; Pedaliaceae. The record is from RefSeq and is a predicted model, not a curated record. Gene Ontology annotation, biological process: transmembrane transport; nucleotide transport.